CACCCUAAUUGAUGUUGUUUACCUCCAAACAGUCACAGUUAUCGCCAAUGUGUCAUCCCCAAUUGUAAGCUCCAAAAGCUCCAAACUUGGAUGUUGUGAAAUAUUUACCAUUUCGAGUUUAUACAAAACAAUUCGUCCAUUAAAUAGAGUGUCUUUAGCUCUGCAAAUUUCAGUAUUCCUAAAAACUUAACUUACAAAGUACACAACCUGCGCAAACACAAGGCAAACCAUGGAAGCUGAGGACCAGGACCUGUAUUAUUACUUUCCACCAUCACCAUCUACCAGUGCCCCCAAGACUGAGUCACCGGUGCUGAAUAUUUCCGGAAGAGUAAAGCGCGAUCCGAAUGCCCCCCGUAAAAGAGGCAAAAAGAAGGCAGCUCCGGCUCCAGAAGCGCCCAAAGUCAAUCCCACGACAUUCCCGGUGAUUCUAAGCAGGAUCCUGCUCAAGACCAAUGUUCCAGCUGAAAACUCACCAAAGAUAAACGACGGUGACUACUCACAAAAGCUGUGUUUCCUCUGCCUCGAGAAGCCGGCCAGCAAGAAGCGUGCCUAUCACAUGUUCCUGUCAAACGAGAAGGAUCUGGGCAAGGACUAUGAGCACACCAGGCGGCUCUACGAGAACCGCAAGGAGUACAAUUAUGUGAACAACAUCACCGUGGAAUGCCCCUGUGCGCGAGCCCUGUACCGCCGUGUCCAGAAUGAGUUCACAGAAUACCAGUGGAACAAGCUGGGCAACGUUUUCGAGACGGACAUGAUAGGAAAAAGCGAUGUUUGGAGCAUCUCAAGUCGAGUGUUCGCAAUGCGCGUCGAGGAGAACGAAAGGCUGUUCAACUACAUUAAGUUCUUGAGCUCAACGAAGAGCUGAAUACAAACAAUAGAUUUAAUAUUUUACUUACGCCAACAUUGUAUUAGUUUUUCUUUUGUAUUAAACCGCUUUCUGUGAUUAGAGCAA
This is a messenger RNA of Drosophila kikkawai, 952 nucleotides long. RefSeq lists its product as uncharacterized. Lineage: Eukaryota; Metazoa; Arthropoda; Insecta; Diptera; Drosophilidae. The record is from RefSeq and is a predicted model, not a curated record.